Molecule: messenger RNA, 2001 nt
Organism: Symbiodinium sp. CCMP2456
Lineage: Eukaryota; Dinophyceae; Suessiales; Symbiodiniaceae
Source: the annotation of a GenBank genome assembly
AUGGCCCUUCGCCCCGAGGUGGCCCUGCGGACGCUCAGCUGCGGCCGCUGGGAGUCCGUCCUGGAGGUCAUCGCCCCGGUGCUGCAGAAGGGCACCGUGGCCCCGAGAAUCUUAACAAAGGCUCUGACGUCCUUGGCCUCAGAGGGCCGAGCCUGGACUUCAUGGCAGGUUUUGCAGGCCAUGGCCAGUGGUGGCAUCACCCCGAGCGCUCAUCACUGUUCGGCGGCGAUCGGCGCUUGCAGGAGGUCGGGUCAGUGGCCAUUGGCUGUGCACAUGUUGGCCUUCAUGGGCCACUCUCGGAGUCGCCCGAACCAUCUCUGCCUCAACCUCGCCCUCGGCUGUUGCAGCACGAACCGGGAAGCUGCGCAGCGGCUGCUGGUGUCCAUGCAGUCCUGGGCAUUGGUUCCUGACAUCAUCGGUUUCCGAACAGUCCUCGGGAGCUGCGAGCAGGCUGGCGACUGGGAGGUGGCGCUGCGCCUCUUCGAGGAGAUGCACGUAGCAAUGGUACAAGCAGACCAGCGAUGCUAUACCGCUUUGAUUCGUGCCUUUGGCAAGAGAGAUCACUGGCAACCUGCGCUGACUACCUUUGCAGAAAUGUGCAGGCAGGCCGUGCCCUUGGACCAGAUCACGUACUGCAGCACCAUGGACGUGUGCGACAAGUCUGGCCAUUGGCAAGUCUCGCUGCAGCUGCUGCAGGCCCUGAAGGAGGACCUUCUCAUUCCAGAUGUCCAGAGCUAUGGAAGCGCUAUGAGCGCUUGCGGCACAGGCGCAGCCUGGCAGUUGGCCGUAGCUCUGCUUGGAGAAAUGGAGGAGGCCAUUGUCGUGCCCAGUGCUUUGGCGGCCAGCGCGGCGCUGAGCGCUGCCGAGACAUCGAGCGCGUGGCAGGCUUGCCUGGUGCUGUUGGAAGCUCUUCCGCAUUGGCGGCUGCCAGUGACGGCCUUGCAGGCCGCAUCAGCAGCGAAUGCUCUGCGUGUACGGCAGGGUAGCGAGGACGCAUGGCGAUUGCUGGAACGAAUACGGAACAGAUGGCAAAGCGGGGCGGCCUGCUUUCCAGGUUCUGGCGUGUGUUUGCCGGAUGCUGUGGAGAAACUCACAACAAACGUGCCGGGGGCCCAGGCCCUGGCUGUGGGUUCCGGGGUGGCGGCUUUCUUGAAGCCAGCCGGCCGGCGAAGCGAGGCACUCCUUGAGAAGUUGUCGAGCCACGUCGGGCUGAACCUUCAGAGUGUCUCCCGGCUGGACUUUUCCACCUCGGGGGUGCUUCUCGUGGCCCUCGGGGAUGCCAACUCGACGGCUUUCAGGUGGAUCCAAGCGCAGAUUGCCGCCCGUUUGGUAGAGAAGGAGUACCUGUGCCUAGUGGAAGGUCCUGCGAUGGGGCCUGCUGGAGUCGAAGGGUGCGCCGAGAUGCCGCUGCGGGAUAUCGUUGGUCCGACAGGCACCAGGAGCGAGGUCGCCAGUCACGGCCGGUCGGCCAGAACCGAGUUUCGAGUGCUCCAGCGCUUUGCUACGCCGGUCGACUCAGGGGAAGAGUUGAUGCUGCUUCGCGUACGCCUUCUCACAGGGCGGAGGCACCAAAUCCGUGUGCACCUCGCUUCCGUCGGGCGCCCAGUGGUGGGAGAUCUGACCUACGGACGGCGCUGGAAGUCGUUUCUUCCAGACUGCCCCCGACUUUGGCUGCACUGCGAGCACAUCGCGUUGCGAGACCUGGAAGGAUCUCCGUUCGCUGCCUUCGCUCCGCUCCCCGAAGAGCUUGAGGUGAUCCUCUCUCGGCUUAUGCCCAAAGCAGGCGAUGCUGAUGGCGGCGCAAAAGCAAAAGCCAUGGAGUUUAAAGGGUCGCUACACUGCUUACUACAGGGGUACCAUAAGAAGUGCCCUGGUAUAAGGGAUACUGCGACCGCGACCUUGCAGCAUUUCCUUCCCCGAGCAGCGUGCCUUUUUGUUUGCGCGAGCAUCAGCGGAAUUUGGGUUCGAGCUCCAGAAACCCGCCCUCUGCAAGCCACUUAG